AGGUGUCCCACAGAGAUGAAGUUCGAAAUCGCUGUCGCCAUCUUUAUCUCAUUCAGCUAACAUUAUACUUUGCAAAUUGUCGCUUGCGCGUUUUAUCUUGCACUAUUUUCUGUUUCGAUUCCUUUUCUUGGUUUAUACUUUUCCCUCUAUUGAUGCUGCUAUUGUCGAGUCACAAUGCGCUAAGGAUGGCAGGAUUUGGCCUGUUUUUCCGGGUCGGUUUGAAUCCAGUCGUUGUUUUCUUUCAGUCCUUCGUCAGUGGCAGGGGGGUGCUUGGUAUCAGAACAGCAGAUAAGCGUACACGUGAGUGAUGAGUGUGAUUCGCAGACGCUCCACGUAUAUCGGGUCUUGGCAGUAUGCAAAGUCAACACCCUCACCAGUGGGUUGUUGUUGUUACUGUUUUUAUUGUUGUGGCAUCGGUACUUUUUUCCUGUUCUCGGCUAAAUAUCGGCUGACACUGUCAACAUUGCUUAUAGGCUGGUUUAUAGUGUAUAUGUUGUCUAUCGAAGCAGCCGCUUCAUGGCUGUCUAUGCAUGCGGACUGGCUGUAGAACUGGCAAGGAGGAAGUAGCGUCAUAGGCCUCUUGACUCUGCCUUCAUUAUCGCUAGUACGACUUUGGUACUAGUACUCGUCGUACCGAAUUGUGCAGACGUGGCAGGCCUUUUCGUGAUCUUCGGCCGCAAACGAAGCUCGUAGACCUCUCUCGCUCUCAAUUCCUCUCUCCUCCCGUCUCCCUUUACAUUCUUCCGUACUCUCAAUAUCCCUACGUUCGCUAUUAGUACGGCUAUUCGUAGGUUGGCCCAACUACCCCCCUUUGCCCUCCGCUUCUGCCUGCCGCAUAGUAGCUGGGCGGAUCUCUUUCCCUCUAUCUUUUUUUCUCUGCCUGUCUGGACGGCCGUCCGCAUGCGUGGGUGUGCGUGUGUGCAGUGCCAACUGGCUGUCCAUCUGUCACUCAGAUCACCCUCACAGCGGCCGAUAGAGUGUAUUAAUUUGUCCGUGACGCGGUCAGUUAUUCUGUCAGUAUGUCUGUGAAUAUGAGAGCACGUUUAAGCGUAAGUUCGUGUCACUUCCCCGCACUGUAUCUACGUGUGUUAGUGCUUGCCAGCCUAUGCAUCCUAUACCAUUACAGCCUGUUUUCGAUGCCCGUGUGUCUGUCUGUGAGCGGGGUUGUGUCGACCUGUGGCCGUUACGAACGUUCGCUGAGCGUCGUGCGUGCGCGCGCGCACGUUUCUGGCUGACGUCUGAUCGUAGCGGCGGCAGCGGCGGCGGCGGCGGCCAUAGUGGCAGCAGUUCGACCCUCAGCUCAUCUGCCCUCCUCUGUUUAGCCUUCCUCCACAAGGCGGUAGUGGCGCUAGAUGACGGCAGUGGCCCGCCGCUGCUGCCGCUGUUUGGCCCGCGCACAAACCUCCUUACCUCCGCUCUCUUCAUUGUGGCGUCGUGCUGUUUCAAGACAGUAGCACUCAACCAGUAGAGACUCACUCGACUCGUAGUCUGUGUCUGCCGGCUGAAUCUGGCGAAGCACCGUCAGCCAGUGCAACUAACCAGCACACAGGCCACGAAAUCAGACAGGAUUUCUGGCGAUAGGCCACAAAUAGCGCGACACAGCCUGUUGACUCACAUAUUGUCCAAUCACGCAGCUGAACGGUCACAGUUGAUAUAUCGUACAUACGGCGAGUUACCAGCCGCUACGGCGACAAGCGAUCGACCUAUCCGACGCUUUUUACUUUACUAACCCCAGCAUCGUCAUCAUCAUCAUCACCACCACCACCACCACCACCACCACCACCACCACUACCACCACUGUGAUGUGUGCAUACAUCCGCGCUCCAUAUACUCGCUGUUUACGGUAUAGAAUAUAUAGUCCGUCAUUUCGUUAGUAGAAGUAGGUGAUAGGUGUUGUCGUCAUCGUUGUUGUUAGCCUCAGCGUCGACAUCAUAAUUGCGAAUUGACAACCUUCCAGCAGACACCUGCGGCUGUUGUUGCCGUCUCCGUAAAUGACGCAUGUUACAGCUUCAGCCGCUGUUGUCAUCAUAAGUGACGGAACGACGAUGGACGGAAGAGUGAGUGGAAUUUCAGAGCCGCGUAUUUAUAUCAGCAUGGCGCGGGCCGCAUCUUGACCGGCUGGAUUACGUGAGUGUUCCGCGCCACCCCAAAAUCAACAACCAUAUUUAUCGGACCUACAACACAGCCUUCUUAAGUGGGCAACGAAACGCACGUAUCACGACAACGUCGACGUGAUCAGUAUCAGUGACACCAAUAAACGUACGAUCUAUUCUGUCUACAUUUGACUUUGCAUAGAAAUAAAGAAGCGUCCAUUUUACGUCGUAGAAGGUGGCGAAAAAAACACGAUGCAGAUGGAGCUCCAGGUAGCACUAAACUUCCUCAUAUCAUUCUUAUAUAAUAAAUUGCCUAGGCGGCGAGUUAAUCAUUUUGGUGAGGAGCUCGAAAAGGCACUUCGGCUUAAGUUCCAGGGCCACUGGUACCCGGAAGCUCCGUACAAGGGCUCAGCUUAUCGCUGUGUAAGAACAACACCGCCGCUGGAGGCGGUAUUUGGUAUUGCCGCCAGGGAAUCCGGAGUUGACUUGCGAGAUAUUGAAGAAAACCUGCCACGAGAGCUCUCCAUCUGGAUCGAUCCCGGAGAGGUAUCCUACCAGAUGAGUGAAAAAGGCCCAGUCAAGGUUCUUUAUUCAGAGUCCGACACUGUGGAAGAACGCACAGAUCGCGAAGUAACAAAAACUUUCAACCCUGAGGCCCAGUGCUUUAAACCAGUGGACAGUCUGAGCCAGCAGAUCGCUGGAAUUGCUGUGGAGGAAUGCCCCAACUGUACAUCGGCUCCCAACCCCAGCUGUGAACGUUGCAGCAGCUCUCCGUUCAGCUCUGGCUCAUCACCCCCAUCGUCAUACAAGAGCAUUUCACCUACACCGCCAAUGUUUCUUAACAAGCCGACGCAACCCCUCACGUUCACAACGGCUAGUUUCGCUGCUACAAAAUUUGGUUCUACCAAGCUCAAGAGCAAUUCGAAGCGUAACAACGGUCAACGGAUGUCCCCCACAGAAUUUUCUAACUAUAUUAAACAGCGUGCCAUGGCACAACAGGUGGCUCAACAGCAGUUAUCGGUUGCCGGCACCCUCGGGGGCAACGUCUCGCCAAUGUUCGACAGGCCGCGUUCUCUCAGUCCACACCCAUAUGGCACCCAUCUGGGCAGUCAUGCGGGGGGCGUUAACGGCCAUUCAGGCCAGCAUCUCGAUCACCCGCUGGCAAGCCCAUUCCCACUGGGAGCCGGUUCGCUCUAUCAUGGUGGGCCUCCAUUCCAUGGAGCCACGACAAUUGACUUCGCUCGCUCACCCAAUCGCGGUCGAGCCUAUUCUAUGCAAACCGCGGCCCAUCACAACUCGACGGCCCAUUUGGCUGCUUCGCCUAACCACCUCACCGUCACUGUACCCACCCCGCUUGGUGGCUCGAUCGGGCUGUCGACGUCCGCUGGUAACGUUUCGACUUCGCCCAGUCCGCCGUCUUCUAAUGGGGACUAUGCCGAAUUUACAAUCCCCGGAUACUCAUCCGCAUCCACUCAUCAACUCCUUGUCGCAUCAAACUGAAAUAGCAUUUUUCAUUGACACUCCAGAGGACAUGAGCGUAUAUUAUCAGUCCCACCCAGCCACAAAGUCAAUUCCAGCCCCAGCCAUAUGUCGAAAAGGUCACAUCCUUUAACUUUAGCUAUCACAGGAAGAUAAGCAGAGCGUUUUACGUCUACCGUCAACAACAUCGACCCCCCCCCCCCCCCUAUUAAUUUCACCCCAACAUUUAUCUUUGUUUCCCACCACCGUCCGAGCUGCCUAUCAUUUUUCACUCGUCGUUUACCACGUAGAUAAACAUCUGUAAGCAACGGUUCCCACAAUCGAAGCAUAGCAGGAGCCAAAUUCGGUUUACAGAGAGGAAGGGACAAUUCCGUUGACGCCAGAUUGUUGCUAUCCAAGAAGAAACACGCAGCUCACACGCUACCAGAAAGAUCACCGUUUUUGCCUAGGCGCAAUUAAUAAAUGCUGAUAAGGGACGAAGGCGAUGUGAAUAACAUACGAGUGGUGUACCCCAGAAAGUAAACCGAGGGAAAAGUCUUUGGUCCGACCGUCGUGAUUCUUUGAUUUUCCCUAUGGGUACGAACGUUCGUUACUAUAUAGCAUUUAGUUUAAUAAACAGAAAGGACGAACGUCAGAAGCAGCGGCAACAGCUAAUGAUUUGCUGCUUUAAACAAACAGAAGAGACGACAGACCAAAACGUGGCAGCAAACUGAACAAUAACAAAAUAUAAGGGAACUACUGGCGUCAAUAGAAGUCACGACGACACUAAUGAGGCGGCUGUUAUAGUUACGCAAUUGGACAAAAGACAAAGGCGAGAAAUGUCCGGAUGCUUUUAAUGUCGAGAGCAGUAACAAGCACGCGAAAAAUCGGGGCAGCAUAACACGUACAUAAACUUAUAGACCGAGAUCUCAAAGACGAAAAGGAAUAAACAGCAGAUAAAUAAAGUUGAUUGCGUCUAGCAGACGACAACAAAAGUCGCACUCACAGCAGUCAAAUUCUGGAUUCAUUCACCGACUCAGGACAAAGUCCCCGAUCGAGGGGGCCAUAUUUGCCCAAAGGAGUCGAUUUUUUUGUACUUUUAUAUAAAGAUGAGAUAAUGGAGACGAUUAUUACGAUAACGUUGACUGAUGGAGAUAACUCUCGAGGAUGUUGUUGUUGAAAUAGAGUAAUUCAGGAGAAGACGCUUACGCAAGAAGGAAAGAAUAUGGACAAUAAUAGACAGAAGACAAGAGUUCGAACCCACGGCAUGAAUGAGACGGCCAUGGGAGAGACGAAAGGGCUAAAGUAAAAAGGUCAGACCACGCAAUGUUGAUGCACGUGACGAGCGAAGAAGCAGCCAUAUGAUGAAGAUAACUGAUGUUGUAGCCGUGCUUCGUUUCAAGUAAAAGGUGGCGAACAUCUGUGUUAACAGUCGAAGGGCAUAUUCGUGACCGAUUCCGACGACAAAGGCAAUGCUGUGAAAGUCCUAAGGUGCGGGGAGCUUGACGACAGCCGCGGUGGAUAGAGCCAGAAUUGUCUGUGUCCCGUACCUAUGAAGUCAAGCAAGAAGUGAUCGAGUUGUAUACUCCGAAGAAAGUCCAUACAGGAGAUAGGAGGAAAGGCACGGGAAAUGUUCAUUUUGCUUGAGGAUACUAGUAGCGCAAUAGUUUGGCGAGAAACGUCUGGUGAACGUAACCUAGUAGCAUAUGGAUCGAUGUUGAGUUUUGAUUGCAAUAGAGACAAUUAAUGGUGAAGACGACAUCAAUUGGAAAUGCGAGUAAGGUGGAAACUUGGCCGUGGUGGACCGGAGUUCGUAUGAUCCCUAAUAAGGCUCUUCUACAUACGAACUGCAGGAAAUACGGACAUAUAGGCAGGCAUUCAUGAAUCUAGUGCGACCAUGUCGUUUCUAUUUCUUCGGUUCUAUUUCCUAUGAGAGAAAAGCAGGACAAAUAUGACGACUAUAUGAAUGCUGAUAAUAAUAAUAUUAAUCAGAGGCCGAAGAAAAGCAAAAAGGAGAACAAGUGGAAGUGGUGCAGAUUAUUUUUACUAUUGUUAUUUUUACUAUGAUUAUAUUGUUAUUAUUGGAUCCCUAUUCUUACGACUACGCACGCAGUUAUUACCGUCAAACUCAGGACAACAGUGAUUCACGUGGCCUAUAAUUGAAAUAAUGAUCGGCGUUGCAAGCAACCAAAUCACGCAAAAGGUGAGAAAGUGACAACAACUUUAUCAUAAAAGUAGCAACACCAGUAUGUUACAAAUCAGAUUUAUAGUCAUUCAGUAAUUAAUCUUAAGCUUUAGCAUAAAAACAAACGUUCGUAAUUUUUGUUGAGAACUUAGGGGCACUAACACCUUUCUCCUUUAACUACAAAAGAAACUUCGAUUGCAUAAUCAUCUAGCACAACGUCUUCGUUUUUAAAUCUACCGCUGAUUCCUAACGCAUGUUGAAAAGUUGGCGGGCACGUGUAUGGCGGAUUAUAGAACGAUUAGACGCGCAAUAUCUCCCAAGCAUCUAUAGCGAUUAGGUUCUGCAUCUGAUUUUCAAAGGGAAGUUUCUCACAGGCGACAGAAGUACCCGUACCAUAACAGAUAAAAUCGGCAUAACGUGAAAAAGGUUCAUUUUUUCAAUCACAAUUAAAAAUCUAUUUCUCGGUUGGGAAGAUCCACACGUAAUGGUGGCCAUGUAUGUGUGUGCCGUAUGGCGCACAGACUGUUUCACAAUAAUGGAAAAGUCCCGUGCCAAACUGUCCGAAGUAUCUAAACCACAUCAACGAAGCACACGAUAUAAUCACUACUACUCCAAUUAUUAUUCAAUUAGCACCGAGACGAGAGAAUGAAAUUUCCUUUCAUAUAAACACAAUACUGUCUUAUAUUACUAUAGAAAAUAAACACUUAAUUGUUAUACCAUUAUUAGAAUCAGCUCGACCAUCAUAAGCGACUGUUAAUAUUAUGAUGAAGUGAAGACAUUAUGAUGAAGAAGAUACAGUAAACGAGCUAAUUAUCACACAACAAAUACAACUCAAACUCGGUGAUUUCGUAGACAACUGGCCCAAUGUUGACUAAUAUGUAGCAAAUUAUAUUUUACUACUUUAAAGAGAGAAAAUGUUUCGUGCGCGAUCGCGGGUCGACACCUCCUCUAUGCGGCCGUCUGUCUUCAUUUAUUUGCACAACGGCGGAUUCCAAUCAAUAUCUACUGGGAGAUACCGCUAUCGUGAUGGGAUACAAAGCCCCUCUUUAAUACAUACGUAGUCAAAGGAAACGGCAUCGCCGUGUUCGGAGGUAAAAUCCGCAACCCAUGGUUAAUUCUUCCCAGCAAAGCCUACUAUAUAUUGCUUAUUAUUAUUAUAAUUAAUAACUAUUCAUGCUACUUCGACUGAAACUAUUACUAAAAACGUUAAUGUAACACAAUCCGGUCGGCUUGCACCCGCUCAAUCCUUCUACAAACCCUUCAAAUGAACCUAGUAUGCAGGUUCAUACACAAACACGCGUACAGAAGAACCGAAUCUUCUCCUGUUAGUCACUUGCAUAAUACCCUGUUAUUCGUCCAGCCUUACCUCUGAAGAGUUUUGUUAUUCAUUGUUUUAAAAAAAUAUAGCUACGACUAAUAUUCUACUAUUAUGAAUCCCAAACGAGAACCCUUGUUAUUGCCUAAAAGAAGGAAAUAAAAGGUAACUAUGUUAACUAUCCCUCUUCUACUUUCCCCCAUCGAUCGUUGUUCUUCUAUUAUUACUAGUGGCUAUUGUUAGUCGACCAUAAUAAUAAUAUAGUUGCAUUAGUAACGAUGAUUGUUAACUCCCACACCUAUCCUGAUCUUAAUGCAACUUUGCAGAGCUCUAGCCCUUAACUGGUUCUUCCCACCAUCGACGGUAAACUGGCCACAACUCAACCUCCGUCACCUCUGAAACCCUGAACCCCGAUUAGUUCCUCGAUACAUGGCUAGGCGUUCAUAACUUCCGCAAGGUCCUAUCCAAGGUUAUUGCAAGUGGGUCUGUUCAAGGUUGUUGCGGGUUAUCCAGUGGACUCUAGCGAUCGCAAUGAGUUUGCUUCGACACGAGAACGUGAAGAGAAAAAUAGGGAGGAUAGAGGUGUGUGUGUGUAUGUGUGCGCUGGCAAAAUUGCACGCCCCUCUCAAAAGAGGUAGCCACGCUAUUGGAGCCGAUUGUAACAAGUACAGGACAUACAGAGAAGGAGACGAGAAAACCAAUGGCAUGCCCAAUUGAGCAACGACAACACACGACCUCGACUUAAUGCCCAAAGGUUGGCAUUUCUAUUAAAAGCUGUUACUAAAAGUAAUGCUUAACAGAUAACAAUAAUAACAUUUAGUCUCAGCCGUUUACGGAAGUAUAACAAUGACAGAUGCAGCUGAAGUGGAAAAAUAAAGAAAACAUUGCUGUGCAUUUUAUGGAUUACCUCAAUUGCCAUGCUACAUACAAACUAUAUAUAUAUAUAUAUAUAUAUAUACGAUCCUGUUUGUUUGUACUCAUUUCACACCGUUUUGUUGAUCAUACGUAGAAGCCAAGUGUAUGGCAAAUAUGGGGCGAACACAAUGAUGAGAACGGAUCGCAGGCUGAAGAAAAGGCGAGGUCGUACGUUCUACGUUGUUUCUAUCGAGGGGUUUUUCACGAACCUUUCCGAUGCCUCAGAGUCAUCCAGCUAACUCCUCAACAGGCCCGCCGAAAGGUGUACGGGAGCUCUGCGAGAGUCCUUGAAUGUCUCUCAUCAGAUGUCACGAUAGGUUCCGUAGCACGUCCGGGCCGUAUUUGAGCUAAAAAUAAGGUGCCGUUGAGUUUUUAUGCAGCA
Messenger RNA from Varroa destructor (honeybee mite), 8348 nucleotides. RefSeq names its product Transducer of ERBB2 (gene Tob). Gene Ontology annotation, molecular function: transcription corepressor activity. The record is from RefSeq and is a predicted model, not a curated record. Lineage: Eukaryota; Metazoa; Arthropoda; Arachnida; Mesostigmata; Varroidae. Gene Ontology annotation, biological process: regulation of gene expression. Gene Ontology annotation, cellular component: nucleus; cytoplasm.